AUGGCCAAACCAGAACCCCAUAUCUGCAUGACCCUUACCGUCGCCGCGAGAAGGGUCUACGACUUCAAGGUUGAGGGCUACUCCGUCGCCAAAUCGAUGACUUCCGGCGGCAAAUACUUCCAGUCCGACACCUUCAGCGUCGGCGGCUACGACUGGGCCAUGCGCUUCAGCUACCACGCAAUGUUUGGUAGUACAUCGUUCUACCUCGUUUGCCUGAGCAAAAUCAAGUCUGAAGUCGGCGUGGUCUCUAUGUGCACGCUGCUCGAAAAGUCCGGCAAGCCGUCGGCGACGAUCGAGCAGAGGCUGUCCACUAUAUUCUCAUGCUGCGGUCAGCGGGAAGUCUUCGCCGGUUUCAUGAGCGAGGAGGAUUUCAAGGAUCACCUUCAGGGCGAUUGCCUCACUAUACGCUGCACCAUCUCUGUCCUGAGAAAUCCGAUGACUUAG
This is a messenger RNA of Aegilops tauschii subsp. strangulata, 444 nucleotides long. RefSeq names its product BTB/POZ and MATH domain-containing protein 3-like. Lineage: Eukaryota; Viridiplantae; Streptophyta; Magnoliopsida; Poales; Poaceae. Gene Ontology annotation, biological process: protein ubiquitination. Gene Ontology annotation, molecular function: protein binding. The record is from RefSeq and is a predicted model, not a curated record.